AUGUGUGACAUAAGUGUGCAGACAGAGACCAAAUGCGGUGACAAAUGUGUGGAUAAAAGGAAGAAAGUGCUUCCAAAGAAUUUCUCGAAUAGAUUCAAUGGUUUGAGUGAAUGUGAACUCAAGCAGAAGACACUACCGGAUCACUUGGCCUAUGAUUUAGAUGUAUUGAUUGUAGGCAUAAACCCGGGUUAUUGGGCCGCUUAUAAGGGUCACCACUACUCCGGUCCGGGAAACCACUUCUGGAAAUGUCUGUAUUUGUCUCAUUUGGUACCAAAACCGAUGACCGCUUUCGAUGACUUCCGUCUCAUGGAUUCGAGUUUUAAAUACAGAAUCGGUUUCACGAAUAUUGUCGACCGAACCACUCGUGGAAGCGAUUGUCUCUCAAAAGAUGAGAUUCAAAGAGGAUCUCAAGUUUUAAUCAAUAAAUUGAAGACUUAUUGCCCUAAAGUAGCCGUUUUUAACGGAAAAGGAAUCUACGAAUGGAUCGACUCGUUUUCAAUUAGGACUUCAGCCAAAAACAAUAGAUUCGACAUUCAUUUAUGUGAUGCCCUCAUCCAGUGCUCGCUGUUCACAACUGCCCCGGGCUUCCGAUAA
Messenger RNA from Oppiella nova, 594 nucleotides. The record is from the annotation of a GenBank genome assembly. Lineage: Eukaryota; Metazoa; Arthropoda; Arachnida; Sarcoptiformes; Oppiidae.